Messenger RNA from Prunus armeniaca (apricot), 1548 nucleotides. The record is from the annotation of a GenBank genome assembly. Lineage: Eukaryota; Viridiplantae; Streptophyta; Magnoliopsida; Rosales; Rosaceae.
AUGCCUUUUAUCACCCCACUACUCAUAUGCCUUCCAUUUCUUAUCCUCCUGCUUUUUCUUUCACUCAAAAAAAAUAAGCAACAACAUCAAAGGCACCUUCCGCCGGGCCCUCCCAAGCUUCCCUUCAUAGGCAACUUGCACCAAAUUGGCUCCUCCACUCACCAAUCUCUCUGGAAACUCUCCAGAACUUAUGGACCGGUCAUGCUCCUCCAUCUCGGUCGCGUACCAACUCUCAUAAUCUCAUCAGCUGAGGCAGCCAAAGAGGCCUUAAAAACCAAUGACCUCCUCUGUUGUACCAGACCCACCACGGCCGGCUCCCGCAGGCUCACAUACAACUAUCUAGACGUGGCAUUUGCGCCCUAUGGCGAGUACUGGAGAGAGAUUAGAAAAAUAUGCGUGCUUGAGCUCCUCAGCGUGAAGAGGGUCCAGUCGUAUUGGUCUGUCAGGGAAGAAGAGGUGGCAAAAUUGGUCAAUUCACUCUCUUCUUCCUCAUCUUCUGGUGCUCCAGUUGAUCUCACUGAGAAACUGUUUGUUCUCACUGCCAGUAUAAUUUUCAGGAUUGUGUUUGGGACAAGUUUCCGAGGAAGCAAGUUUGAGCAUGAUACAAAUAUUCCUGAGUUAAUUCAUGACAUUCAGACCAUGCUUGGAGGCUUGUCUGGAGCCGACUACUUUCCGUAUUUUAUCGGGUGGAUUAUGGACAGGGUUUCCGGCGUGCAUAAAGAGUUUGAUAGGAUUUGGAAUGAGUUGGAUGGUUUUUUCCAGCAGGUGAUUGAUGAUCAUCUCAGGGCCGGGAGGGCAGUAGGGGAGCAAGAUCAUGAAGACAUAGUUGAUGUGCUGCUUAAGAUAGUGAGGGAGCAAACUGGGUUAUUUGGAGCUGCUCAACUUGGUCAUAAUAACAUCAAGGCAGUCCUCAUGAAUUUAUUUUUAGGUGGAAUAGAUACCAGUGCAACUACAAUGACGUGGGCGAUGGCAGAGCUAGCUAGGAAACCCAAACUGAUGAAGAAAGCCCAGGAAGAAGUUAGAAGAUGCAUUGGAAACAAAGGAAAAAUCAGCGAAGGAGAUACAGAUGAGCUUGAAUACCUCAAGAUGAUAAUCAAAGAGACCCUCAGAUUGCAUCCCCCAGCUCCAUUGAUUCUGCCAAGAGAAGCCAUGUCCCAUUUUAAAAUCCAAGGGUAUGAUGUUGACCCCAAAACGCUGGUAUUUGUCAAUGACUGGGCAAUUGCACGAGACCCCGAGUCUUGGAAGGACCCAGAAGAAUUCAUCCCUGAAAGGUUUGAUGGCAGCUCUAUUGAUUAUAAGGGGCAGCAUUUCGAAUUUUUGCCAUUUGGAGCUGGUCGAAGGGUUUGUCCUGGGAUGUACAUGGGAACAACAACAAUAGCGUUUGGACUUGCAAAUCUUCUCUACUGGUUUGAUUGGAAGUUGCCUAAUGGAAUGGAGGAGGAAGAUAUCGACAUGGAAGAGACUGGUGGCCUUUCCCUCACCAUCGCUAAGAAAACUGCUCUCCACCUUGUCCCCGUGAAGUUUUCUCAGGAAACAUAUAUAAGCUGA